AUCCCCCGUCCUAUGGCUAUCCACUUUGGAAUUAAAACAACCAGGCAUCACACUCUGGAAGACUGCACAGUUGACAACUUUUUCCCAUUUUCAUUUCAUUUUGAACAGCGGGAACAAUUAACUGUUCGAAUUAAGAACAUCAUUUCAGCAUAUCCAUCAAAGAAAGACAUUCUUAAAGAAUUGAUCCAAAAUGCUGAUGAUGCUGAGGCAACAGAAAUUCAUUUCAUAUGGGACAAACGUCAACAUGGCAAAGAAAGGACAUUUGGUAAAAGCUGGAACAAUCUGCAGGGUCCAGCUCUCUGUGUUUUCAACAACAAAGUGUUUUCUGAUGAUGACUUGAAAGGCAUUCAGCAGCUGGGAGAAGGAGGAAAGCAAAACUUGCAAGGGAAAAUUGGUAAAUAUGGAAUUGGUUUCAACUCUGUUUACCACCUGACUGACUGUCCCUCCAUCCUAACUGGAGAUACAUUUCUUUGUAUUUCUGAUCCGACUCAGAAAUACAUUGAAAUUAUUUCAGAUAGACCUCGACAUGGCAUUGGAUACAACCUAACUGAGGAAUUCAAGGAAAUGUGUCUUGAUGUCUACAAAUCCUUUCUUCCUGAUCAGUUCACUCUUGAAGCAGGCACCAUGUUCAGAUUGCCUCUGAGGACUUCUGUCAAUGCAGAAAAUUCAGAACUAUCACAGCAAAAUGUUACUGAUGAGGACAUGAUUGAACUGUUCUCUGCCCUGUCUGAAGAUCCAGAAGGACUAACUUUGUUCUUGAAAAAUAUAUGCAAGAUUAAAGUUCAUGUGAUUGAUGAACAUUCAGAAAUACUCCAAACCAUUUUCAUGGUUGAAAAAACAUUGUCACAAGAAAGUGAGGGAAAAAAGAAUCAAUUUACUAAACAUCUAGAUAUUGCCCUAGAGUCUGAAAAACCAGCUACCCCUUGCCAUGUUCUCUAUGAAAUUACAAUUUCCACCUCAGAUAAAAGACACAGUGACUGGAUCAUUGCUGAACAGUUUGGGUCAUUUAAACAUGCUCAAUUAAAGAUGGCAAACAAACUUCUACAGGGGGCAAUCGCUGCACGUGUAAACUCAAAUUCAUCUCCACCAUCACGGUUCAGUAAUAACGAUUUCCAAGGUGCUGCCUUCUGUUCUCUUCCAUUGCCUGGAAAAACAGGACUGCCAGUACAUGUGAAUGGAAACUUUGAAGUAGAUUCUUCCAGGAAAAACCUUUGGAAGGAAGAUGGUCAAAAUCUUAAGUCACAUUGGAAUGAGAUGUUAAAAAAAAUCAUAAUUGCUCCACUGUAUGCAGAUCUUUUGGAUUUCAUCAAGCGAAAAGUUAUAGGCGGUUCACGUCUUCUUUCAAUAACAUACUUAUCUUUUUGGCCAAUUGUGUCUAAAAAUGUUGGUCCAGAGUGGCAUGAAAUGAUCCUGGAGGUAUAUAGGGCAAUAAAGGAAAAAUGCCUUUAUGUGAUUCCAGUUUUGAGGACUUCCAAAGAACGAGGUGAGAGUCAAGGUUGUAAAGAAAACUCUCCUGACUGGUGCAGCCUCAGAGAAACUGAACCAAUGAAGGCUCCUUACCUGACAGACUCAAAAAGUGAGAGGAUUAAUCCCAUUUUGGGGGAUGUUGGGAUGAACCUAGUUCAUGGUUCUGCAAGCAUGUGCAAGAUUUGGAGUACUAUACAAAAAGCUGGGAUUGAAGUCAGAGUCGUCUGUCCUGCCAGUGUGAGGACAUUCCUUUGUGCAAAACCUCUGAAUGAUCCAACAGAAACAGAUAAUGAUUUACCAUUACCCUUGACCGACACUUUGAUCGAGGAUGAACAAAGGUGUUCAGAGCUUCUAAAGUUUUGCUUGAAUGAUUCCAGGUUGUGGGAAAAUGCAGAGAAUGAUUCCACUUUGCUUGAUGGGCUUCCACUUCUUCUCACAAAAGAUAAGGUUUUGCGAAAGUUUAACUCUAAGACACCAAAGCUGUUUUCAAGAUAUGAUGAUCUCUUCCUUGGAUGUGAAGAUAGGUUUGCAGACUAUACAGUUAAUACACAAUGUUUUGACAUCCUGGAAAGUUUUAACCUUGUCAAGAAACUGACACUUCCUGAUGGAGCAAAGUUUUUGAUACCAAUAAUUGAAAGUCAGUUGUCCCGUCAUUGUGAAGUUGAUGCAGACAGUGGUCUGUAUGUUCCAAAUGAAACAAUUCUUAAGUGGCUUGAAUUACUUUGGAGAUUUAUUGCAAGUGAAAUCAAAUAUGAAACAUUCAGUGCUUCCAAAAAAAGUCUGACGUUAGGUGAUGUGAGGGAGCUCUUCAUUGACUGCAGCAUUCUACUCGUUGUUUGUCCAAGGUUAAACAACAAGAGCCUUCUGCAGACCAUGAAAUGCAUGCCAAAUGUGAUUCUAAAUGCAUCAGAAAAUGACAUAUCGCACAUCCUCUUCAAACUUGGUUUUAUGAGGCUAAACCUUUUCUUUUACAAGACAAUACAAAUAACUUUUUCAGAUGCUGAAUUAUUGGAUACCAAUGACAAAAGUUUAGUGCUGAACAGGAUCUGCAACAUCAACCAGUCAGAGUUUUCUCAACUUUCAAAUGAUGAUUUGAGAACACUUCAGUCCUUCUUGCAAUCAGGAAUUACCAAGUCCAAAAGUCAGAAAGACUAUGAGCGGAAACUUAGGUCUUUACCAAUAUUUGAAACAGCACUUGGUAAAAGAACAAGGAUUGAUGGACCUAAGAAGAUAUUUCUUCUCAACAGUAGAUAUUCAGCAACAUUUCCAGACCUAUUCACCCUUUCCAACAGCAACAACAUUUUUCUCAAAAGCAAUCCAGAAAACCAGGCUCUGUCAAAACUGCUUGACAUGAAAAUCCUGUCUGAUUUGAAAUAUUUUAUGAAGUUCAUUUUGCCUUUUGUACAAACACUCACAGAGGAGGACACUCUUGAGUGCUUAAAGCUAAUACUAAUAUUACAGCAUAAGUUAAGUUUUUUGAAGCACAAGGAAAGAAUUGUGUCCUCAAUGAAGUCAGUGAGACUGAUUCGAAGUUUUUGUGGUGAUCUGCAGACUGCCUCAUACUACUAUGAUGACAGUGUUGAGCUUUAUAGGAGAAUGGUGCCCAGGGAAAGAUUUGUGCCAGAUACAUUUUGGACAAAGCUUUGUGAAGAACAGCAACAUUUAACUAGACAAGCUAGAAACCUUGUCAGAGAACUUGGAAUGAAACAUGAGGUGACUGAAAAGGAUAUAAUCAAGUUUGCACGUGAACUGGAAUCUGAAGCAAAAGAAAAUCAUGAAAGAGGGCUGAAACUGAAAUCAGCAUUCCUUUUCAGAGAAGCCCUGAAAUAUGUGAGCAUUGAUAAUGGUGAAAGGUUACUGAGGAGCAUUGCCAAUAUCAAGUUCAUUUAUCCAGUUAAGAUUCAGGAAGAUCUCUGCAACUACCAUCAACCAUUUGCUUCAGAAAAUACCACUGUUUCAAUCAAAGGGUCUUUGAUUGAAACAUAUCCUAAACAUCAGGAGUUGAUUUGGUCCUCAAUGCCAGUUAUAGAUCUACCAGACUGUCACUCUGAGUGGAUUCUAAACUUAAUGAAAAAAGUAGGAGCUCACAAACAGCCACCAUCAGAAAAGGUGACCAGUAACAUGAGAAACAUCUGUCAGUCUCCAUGUAAAACGGAGGAGGUCACCAAAAUCCGUGCAGAUGUGUUUCGGCGUGCGUAUGCCUAUCUGCAAGCCAAUUGCUUUGAUGGACAGUCAUUGUAUGGUCAGCCUGUUGUUUUGGUUGAAAAAGACACUGUGCUUUUUAAAGCUGAUAGUGUGUGUCUCUCACUCUCUGAUGAACUUGAGUUCAGACCCUACUUGUACCCAAUUUCUUCACAAGAUGCCUUGUAUGCAGAGUUUUUUAAGAAAGUUGGUGUGAAGGAGGAAGCCACUGCAGAGCACUACUGUAAUGUCCUGGCAGCUGUUUAUGCUGAUUCCCGUAAAAAACAACAGCUGAAUGCAAACCAGUUGAUUACUAUAAAACGAGCAGUUCAC
This is a messenger RNA of Poecilia reticulata (guppy), 3981 nucleotides long. Lineage: Eukaryota; Metazoa; Chordata; Actinopteri; Cyprinodontiformes; Poeciliidae. The record is from RefSeq and is a predicted model, not a curated record.